AUGGCCUCAGAAGAACCUAUACUUCAAACAGAUCUAGAACGGUACUUGCCACUCCUCGCCCGUGGUAAGGUACGUGAAAUCUACACUCUUGAUGACUCGAAACUUCUGUUUGUUGCAACGGACAGAAUCUCCGCAUAUGACUGUAUCAUGAAAAAUGGUGUCCCGCAAAAAGGAUCUCUUCUCACGAAGCUCUCGGCACGUUGGUUCGAAUUUCUCAAGUCAGAAAUCCCGGCACUUCACACCCAUUUCAUCGAGCUCUCUAUUCCAGAUACACUGAAGCAAAGCGUGCCAGAACGACUAGUUCAUCAGCUGCAGGACAGAACUAUGCAGGUCCGACGGCUGAAGGUCUUUCCCAUCGAGGCCAUUGUACGUGGUUAUGUCACUGGUAGUGCAUGGAAGGAGUACACCGAGGAGGGUACUAUUCAUGGCAUCACGGUAUCGGGACCCGGGGGAAGGAGGUUACAGGAGUCAGAGAAAUUGGAGAAACCAAUUUAUACACCUUCUACAAAGGCAGAACCCGGAAGCAAGGAUGAAAAUAUACAUCCUGAUCAAGCUGCGGAGAUUGUUGGCCAGCCGUAUGCAGAACAGAUCGAAAAGUUGAGCCUAGAGAUAUACAUCAAGGCAAGCACUUACGCUUUGUCCCGCGGUAUCAUCAUAGCAGACACCAAGUUUGAAUUCGGACUCGACGAAACAUCAGACCAAGUUGUACUUGUUGACGAAGUUCUCACACCCGAUAGCAGCCGUGUCUGGCCAGCCGAUACAUAUCAAGCAGGCAGAGCACAGGAAAGUCUUGAUAAACAGUAUUUACGAGGCAAGUUUAGCGCUUCUCUUGAUGUCAGAUGA
Molecule: messenger RNA, 843 nt
Organism: Endocarpon pusillum Z07020
Lineage: Eukaryota; Fungi; Ascomycota; Eurotiomycetes; Verrucariales; Verrucariaceae
Product: Phosphoribosylaminoimidazole-succinocarboxamide synthase
Exons: 6
Coding region: 1-843 (280 amino acids)
Biological process (GO): 'de novo' IMP biosynthetic process
Cellular component (GO): cytoplasm
Molecular function (GO): phosphoribosylaminoimidazolesuccinocarboxamide synthase activity
Source: RefSeq, a predicted model, not a curated record